Drosophila ficusphila is the source of this 659-nucleotide messenger RNA. It is a transcript of the gene Ppcdc, whose product is annotated as phosphopantothenoylcysteine decarboxylase. The coding region runs from base 1 to 576 and encodes 191 amino acids. Lineage: Eukaryota; Metazoa; Arthropoda; Insecta; Diptera; Drosophilidae. Gene Ontology annotation, molecular function: FMN binding; phosphopantothenoylcysteine decarboxylase activity. Gene Ontology annotation, cellular component: phosphopantothenoylcysteine decarboxylase complex. The transcript is spliced from 3 exons. The record is from RefSeq and is a predicted model, not a curated record. Gene Ontology annotation, biological process: coenzyme A biosynthetic process.
AUGAAACCCGAACGCAAUGUGAUGAUAGCGGCCACAGGAAGUGUGGCCACCAUUAAGAUAGCCCAGAUAGUCAGGGAACUUUCCGAUGAGAACCUGCCCUUUAAAUUUCACCUGAAAAUCCUUAUCACCGAGUCGGCCAAGCAUUUCUUUGAAUUGGAGCAAAUACCUGAAAAUGUACCCAUUUACCACAAUCGCGAUGAGUGGAUAAACUGGAACAAGCGAGGUGAUCCCGUCUUGCAUAUUGACCUAGGAAAAUGGGCGGAUAUUUUAGUAAUAGCCCCCCUCAGCGCCAAUUCCCUCUCUAAAAUGGCCACGGGGAUUUGCGAUAAUAUCGUUAUGUGCGUAGUGCGUGCCUGGGAUCUUAAGAAACCACUUCUUUUCGCCCCUGCGAUGAAUACUCGCAUGUACGACCAUCCGAUAACCCGAGAGCAGAUCGAUAAGCUGACCAGUUGGGGUUACAAGGAGAUUCCCUGCAUCUCCAAAACUCUUAUGUGCGGGGAUACUGGAAAUGGUGCUAUGGCUGAGGUUCCCACAAUUGUAGAAGCGGUGCUGGCUGCCUUUGAAUCGAAAAAUUAGUUAGUGAGAAGCCGAAAUUGUUAUACACACACUGUUUAUAUCGCAGAAUAUUUUGUUACAAUAAUUAGACAAAUACUAUGAAA